UGCCUCCGACAUCAGUUUUUGAAAAGCAUUAACAUGAAGGCCUUCAUCGUUUUGGUUGCCCUGGCUCUGGCCGCCCCCGCUUUCGGUCGCACCAUGGACCGCUGCUCCCUGGCCCGCGAGAUGUCCAACCUGGGCGUUCCUCGUGACCAGCUGGCUCGCUGGACUUGCAUUGCUGAGCACGAGAGCUCCUACCGCACCCACGUGGUUGGACCCACCAACUACAACGGCUCGAACGACUACGGCAUCUUCCAGAUCAACGACUACUACUGGUGCGCUCCUCCCUCUGGACGCUUCUCCUACAACGAGUGUGGCCUGAGCUGCAAUGCUCUGUUGACCGACGACAUCACCAACUCCGUGCGUUGCGCCCAGAAGGUGCUCAGCCAGCAGGGAUGGUCCGCCUGGUCCACCUGGCACUACUGCAGCGGAUGGCUCCCGUCCAUCGACAGCUGCUUCUAAGCUGGAGGAGUAUUUGAUUUGAAAUAAAGACGCUUUGAGAAAGAA
Drosophila kikkawai is the source of this 501-nucleotide messenger RNA. RefSeq names its product lysozyme B-like. The record is from RefSeq and is a predicted model, not a curated record. Gene Ontology annotation, molecular function: lysozyme activity. NCBI's taxonomy places the organism in Eukaryota, Metazoa, Arthropoda, Insecta, Diptera, Drosophilidae.